Messenger RNA from Plasmodium cynomolgi strain B, 1922 nucleotides. Its product is annotated as nucleoside triphosphate hydrolase. The transcript is spliced from 2 exons. Lineage: Eukaryota; Apicomplexa; Aconoidasida; Haemosporida; Plasmodiidae. The record is from RefSeq and is a predicted model, not a curated record. Bases 453 to 1922 code for a protein of 489 amino acids.
CUAAACAUCCGUACAAACACGUAUAUAACUACACGCGUGCAUUUAGUCCAAAGUGCAAAGCGCGAAGCUGGGGACAAUCCGCCAAACCGCUCCUCCUGUACAUUUCUUUUUGCUCCUGCAAAAUAUUUAUAAGAACAUACUUAGUAAAAAGGGGGGUAGAAAAAGCGAAGAAAAUGUUUGGAGGGAAUUAAAAAUUUUCCCCUUCUUUUCCUAAGUUUAUUUUUUUUUUUCGUCAACAUUAUAAUAUAUAGCUCACGCUGGGGGAGGAAUCCGAAGUCGAAUUUGAAAGCAAGGGCGCAAUUUGCACGUAGGAGAAGCAUAACCCCCCGGACGAACUCUCAUCACAAGAAUGGUAUAGCUCUGAAAGGCAGCACAGAAGAACACCCCCUUCUCCUACAGAAGCCCCUCUACCCCUCACUCUUAUAUUUAAGCAAAAAUACAAUUUAGAAGAAAUGAACGAAGAUGGAUCGAACAAUUUAAUCAUAGAAGAUAUAAUCAGAAAACAUAUUGAAGAGAAAAAGGAACUAGUUGGAAAAAUGAUAAAAUUUAGAGACAGGAUUCCACUAGUAGAGUAUAAAAAGAAUGAUGACGAAAUGUACAUAUGCUCAAAGUACUAUUUUAUAGGCGAUAUUUACAUUAAGGUGAAGAAAAAGAAGGACAAGUUUAGGAUCACCUUUGUGGGUGGCAAAGAGGUCGACGACGAGGAGCAUCUGGGGCAAUCGCAUAUGGAAGAGUCGCAUCUGGGACAGUCGCAUCUGGGGCAAUCGCAUAUGGAACAGUCGCAUAUGGAACAGUUGCAUUCGAAGAAGUCGCAACCGGAGAUGGAGCACAGUUGGACAUUUACUGAUGAGAAGAAAAACACACUAAGGGAAAUGACCAGGGAAGACGAAGAUGCGGACAAGCUACAUACAGAAGCAUCGAAUGAUAAUCUGCGAGCGUACACAGAUAAUGACCAACUAAAUGCAGAAGAAGAUACAGACGAACUGAAUACAGAACUAUAUAACGAAAUGAUAAACGGUCAGUUAGAAAACGAGUUGCUAAAUACAGAACUGUAUAGUGAAAUGCUGAACACAGAUUUUUGUAGCCAAAUGUUGAAGACUCAGUUGGACAGCGAAAUGUUGAGCGCAGAGUUGUACAACCAGAUGCCGAACACAGACUGCGAAAAUUGGGUUCUUUCGAAAUUCAGGAAAAAGAAAUUUAUCAUUAUUUUGAGUGGAACCUCAGGUGGGGGGAAGAGCACCCUUAGUUGCCUUUUGGGUCUUUUUUUGAACAUUCGACGGAUUCUUUCGACAGAUGUGGUACGGGAAAUUUUAAGAAAGUACAAAGUGAAGGAUGACAAGUAUCUUAAGUUUUCAACGUACGAAUCGUGGAAGGUGAAAGGUAUCGAAGAUGAGGGGGGCGCUAGUUCUAGCGGGAGUCGUGGGGGUAGCAGUAUAGGUGCUGAUAGCGGUGGGGGUAGUGGAGGUAACGGUGACUCAGAAACGAGGAAAGACGAGAGUGCAGAAACGCGUCUAAGAAGGAGGUGCAUCGAGAACUACGUGAAGCAGUGCGAAUUACUGUUCACCUACAUCGAUGACAUAAUUAACGAUCACAUAAGGAGUAACGAAUCGAUCAUCAUUGAAGGGGUUCAUCUAAACGCAGAAAUCAUGGAGAAGUUAAACAAAAAAUAUCCAAACAGCAUUAUCUAUUUUUUAGUAUACAUAAAUGAUAGGGAAACCAGCAUUCGGAGAUUUUCAAGCAGAUCUGUAGAUUUGCAGACGGAAGAAAAUAAGUAUAUAAAAAAUAUUAACUAUAUUAAUGACAUACAGAAAUAUUUAAUGGAAAGGACCAAAUGUUUGCACCCGCCAAUUAAUUAUAUUGAAAAUAUAGACAUAUAUAAUUCGCUAGAGAAGGUCCUUCGGAUAAUUUAUUCAUUUGAUUAA